AUGCCCAACAGCCACUACCCGCGACGCCCAACAGCCACUACCCGCGACGCCUCACAGCCACUACCCGCGACGCCCAACAGCCACCACCAUGAUGUCCAAGCAACAGCCACCUGCCCAAGGAGCAAUUCCCCACAGCUACCACUCAGCGAUGCCCCACAGCCACUACCAGUUACGCCCCAACAGCCACUACCAGCGAUGCCCAACAUCACCCGGCGAUGCCCAACAGCCACGCCACCUGCGACGCCCCACAGCCACUACCCGCGAUACCCCACAGCCACUACCCGCGACGCCCCACAGCCACUACCAGCGAUGCCCAACAGCCACUACCCGCGAUGCCCAACAGCCACUACCCGCGACGCCCAACAGCCACUACCCGCGACGCCCAACAGCCACUACCCGCGACGCCCCUCAGAAUCAACACAACACCUACGACGCGAGGGUCUUAAGUUAAUGAACUGA
This is a messenger RNA of Homarus americanus (American lobster), 459 nucleotides long. RefSeq names its product proteoglycan 4-like. Lineage: Eukaryota; Metazoa; Arthropoda; Malacostraca; Decapoda; Nephropidae. The coding region runs from base 1 to 459 and encodes 152 amino acids. The record is from RefSeq and is a predicted model, not a curated record. The transcript has a single exon.